Bombina bombina (fire-bellied toad) is the source of this 3120-nucleotide messenger RNA. RefSeq names its product coronin 1C (gene CORO1C). Gene Ontology annotation, molecular function: actin filament binding. Gene Ontology annotation, biological process: actin filament organization; neural crest cell migration. The record is from RefSeq and is a predicted model, not a curated record. Lineage: Eukaryota; Metazoa; Chordata; Amphibia; Anura; Bombinatoridae.
GACAAAGUUUCACAAUCUGCUUAAUCAUGCAUCCACCUCUUAUUCUAAUCCAUUGGAUCUUGGAACAAAAAACACAGUCAUACUCCACACCCCAGCAGGGAAACGGAUGGAAAAUAUUGAUGUGUGUCUUUCUGAACAACUAAAAACCUUGCAAGCUUAUGCAGGAGAUGUGAUUUUAGAACAACCAAAAGAGAACAUUUGUGUGAUAGAGUCUUUGCAUUGUAUAAAGAAGAAAUCAGAUGAAGAUUUAAUCCAGAGAAAACCAAAGGAGGAAGAUAAACAGAAUGGUAUAAAAGAAAUGUUAGAUAAUGGUUGCUGUGCAGUUGAGGAUAUAACUGAAGAUAAAAGUGAAAUGUUGGAGAAAAAUUACUGGAAUGCUGAUGCUCUGAGAGGAAAUGUGAAUGUUAUACUUUAUAAAAUGGAGGAAGAAGAAUGUAGAAUAUGGAAUGAACAAGAGUACCCUGCAACAUUCACAUUUUGUGAGAAGCUGGGGCAAUCUUCUGCACAAAAACAUUUUCAAAAAAGCAUUGGCACAGAGGACUGUGGUAUUAAGAAAGCAAAGCUAUACAGAAGAACUCUUAGUGAGAGUUUAAUAUUUCUCAGAGGAAAAAUGCCAAAAAUUCAGCGUUCUGUUUCAGAAAGUUGCUCUGAAAACAGACAAGUUACCAAACUUAAAUUGCAAGGACAUUUAGUAAACUGUGAAGGUACUGAAAAUAUGGAGAAGGAAGAAGUGGGAAGUCUGGACCAGGGUAUUGUACCGUAUGUGAACUUAGAAAUGACAAUAUAUAACGGCAGUCAAAAAAAGAAAAAUUGUAUGUCAGGUACGAAGGCAACGGAAGAGGUGGACAAAAAUGUUGAAGCAAACAAUUUGUUUCUCAAAUUCAACAGUCAUUCUGAUACUAAUAUUGAGAAAGAUAUCCACUCAGAAAAUGGAAAAGACGUAGAAUGUCCUAUAUCCCUGGCAAGAAAUGCGGACAGUUCUUUACUAGUGAGUAAGGAGACAACCAUUUGUAACCCAGUGCAUCACAACAGUGUAUCAGAUUUCAGAGCAGACACACCUACUAAUGAUAGUGCUGUGCACACUAAGGAGAUCUCCGGCGAGAGUGUUGUGAUUCCAGUAGGUCACAUUUACCAAGACAGAAAUCAAGAGGUAGAUGAAUCAAAAUACCUUUCAGUGGCAGAUGCAAGGAAAGCCUUUGAGACCUCUACAAAAAGCAAAAGCUUUGAUUUCAAACCCAAAAGAGAAACAAUGAGGCGUGUGGUGCGACAGAGCAAGUUCCGGCAUGUCUUCGGGCAAGCAUUGAAGAAUGACCAAUGCUAUGAUGAUAUUCGGGUCUCCCGGGUCACUUGGGACAGUUCUUUCUGCUCAGUCAACCCAAAGUUUGUUGCUAUAAUCAUUGAAGCUAGUGGCGGUGGAGCAUUUCUGGUGCUACCAUUGCAGAAGACUGGAAGAAUUGACAAGUCCUACCCUACAGUGUGUGGCCACACAGGGCCGGUGCUGGAUAUUGACUGGUGUCCACACAACGACAAUGUUAUUGCCAGUGCCUCAGAAGACUGCACUGUUAUGGUAUGGCAAAUCCCGGACAAUGGCUUAACCCUUCCACUCACAGAGCCUGUAGUAGUACUGGAAGGACACUCCAAGAGGGUUGGCAUAGUCACAUGGCAUCCAACUGCCCGCAAUGUUCUUCUCAGUGCAGGCGGUGAUAAUGUUGUUAUCAUCUGGAAUGUUGGCACGGGAGAAGCCCUUAUCAAUUUGGAAGACAUGCACUCUGACAUGAUCUACAGUGCCUGCUGGAACCACAAUGGGAGCCUCAUCUGCACAGCUUCUAAAGACAAGAAAUUGCGCAUUAUUGACCCACGCAAGCAGGAAAUAGUCUCGGGUGAUAGCAGUAUUAGGUAUUUUGAGAUCACAGACGAGUCUCCAUACGUGCACUACCUCAACACUUUCAUCAGUAAAGAACCGCAGAGAGGGAUGGGGUACAUGCCGAAACGAGGGCUAGAUGUCAACAAGUGUGAAAUUGCAAGGUUCUACAAACUGCACGAGAGGAAAUGUGAACCGAUCAUUAUGACUGUGCCAAGGAAGUCUGAUUUAUUCCAAGAUGAUUUGUACCCUGACACUGCUGGCCCCGAUGCUCCUAUUGAAGCGGAGGAUUGGUUUGAUGGAAAGAAUGCAGACCCCGUCCUAAUAUCUCUAAAAGAUGGUUAUGUGCCAAGCAAGAAUCGAGACCUUAAUGUAGUCAAGAAGAACAUUCUAGGAAGCAAAGCAACAACACAGAAGAAGACUGAGACUGCCAGCACUAACAAGGUUGGAUCAGGAGAAGCAUCUCAUCCUCCAAACGAUGGUAAAAUGGAAGAAGUAAUGAAGGAGCUAAAAUAUAUGAAAGAAACCAUCAAGGCACAAGGAGAACGGAUCUCCAAAUUAGAGGACCUAAUUGCUGGACUCUCCAACAAUGACGAAUGUGAAGAUUGAGCAGACCAAGCCAUUGGCUCAACUGGUGAUGUUUACUGCCAGUUCACAUUCCAACCAUCACCUUUCUUUGAGGCCCAAGCUAUGAUCAGCAUUCCAACAUGGACUCCAACCACGACUCCCAGUUUAACACAGAGACUUUCCAACUAGGCGCCUCCCGCUUUAGAUAUAAUUGUGACACUCUAGGGGGUUCAUUAGUUGCCAGUUACACAACUCCUGGAGUGUCACAAUCCACUACUCUCUUGAUAUCCUGCACCUGAAGUGAUCCUCCUAUUCCAAAAAGGAAAGCAUUUAAAGGAAGUCACUGGUUAAAAUAAACUUUGUUCAUUAUAAGCCAAGAUUUUUACCCUUGUCUUUAAAGUGUUACAUGACAAUAUUUGCCUGGCUUUGAAAUCAGUACAAACUUUGUUUUUUAAUUUCUGGUUCAGAUUUUUUUUUUAUUUUUUUUUUGGUUAGGGGUUGUAAAUGAUGGACCAAUGCCACAAUCUUUAUUUUUUUGCCAAAAGACCUGUACCACGUUCCUUGAGGUUGUAAUAUUGGGACCAUGCAUCUUAUAAUAAUUUUUAUUUUUAAUGUAAAGCAACAAGCACUGUGUUACACUGUCUGGAAUUGCAAGAAAAUUACCCAUAAAAGCUUCAUAAGUUUUAUAUAAA